GCGCGGGCCAACGACCACCCGCCCGCCGACCGUACAGCCGUUCCGGGGAUUGCCCCUGCCCAUACGACCGAGACUACGCCAUCACGGGGAGGCGUUCGCUGGUGGACCCCACAAGGGCGUUCUCGACGAGCGCCAAUGGCUAGCGCCGCGUCGACGCCGGGGAAUCGCGGAAGCGAACGGCGGGGAGCGAGGAGGAGUAUAGCUCGGGGAGGUGCAGGCGGCACGUUCGUCCAGGCUGUUCGCCGCAGAUUGGCUGACGCGACUGUUAUCUCGGGGGCAGAGGCCAGGCCGGAGAGCCCUGGCAGGGCGGAGAUUAGACUAAGGGAGUCGGCAGCUGGAGGAGAGGGCGCUGCUGCUGGGAAUGGCGAGGAAGGAUCGGGUGACUCCAGAUAUACCCCUUCUUCCGAGGGGGACUCCGAGUCUGUGACUGGGGAGGACAGUGCUGCGGAAGGAGGGGGCCUGAGGCGGAGUGCGGCCCGAGCCGCCCCGAACCAGAGAAAUGCGGAAUUCGAGGAUUUUCCGAACCUGAAUCCCCAAUUCCUCUCGCCCGAGGUGCUGGCGGUCCGGGAUGACCUUUUCGCCCAAGUCGCCAACUGGAAUAUCGCUUCCCUUUGCGACAGUCGCCAACCCCCGCUUGCCCGCCACCCACCCCGCCACAUUCGGGACCAAUUCGCCAGCUGUCUGCUGACCCCGCUCCUCCGAUUGGCCAAGGACCCUGACUCGGUGCCAGCUUGGCGACUUCUGAUAUUCCUUGCUCGCCUUACCCUCCGCGUUGGCACAGCCCGCAAGCCUGAUUGGCCCUCCGUCGAGCGCAGUUUGGACUCAUUUCGCCAGGGUUCCUGGGUAGAUCUUUAUGUUGAAGCUGUUGCCGCCAUCACUCUCCCUCCUCCCCAGCGCCACAUGCCUGACAGGACUGGGAUUUCAUCCCCGUGCCUCGGGCUUAGCUAAGCGCGGGAACCUUGGCAAAGCCCUUUAGGCGCUAGAAUCCACCCCGCUUAUCCCCUUGUCCCUCGGGUCCUUGCCUCUCUUGUUACCGACCCUGCUGUUCCUGUCUCGCGCCUUGACGCGCUUGUCGCUGCAUUCGCUGAAUUUGCCUCUACCUGCCGCCUUGACUACACUACCGCUCUAGUCUCUGACCCUGCCCA
This is a messenger RNA of Closterium sp. NIES-67, 1145 nucleotides long. NCBI's taxonomy places the organism in Eukaryota, Viridiplantae, Streptophyta, Zygnematophyceae, Desmidiales, Closteriaceae. The record is from the annotation of a GenBank genome assembly.